AUGAACAUCAGGUCGCUACCACCCUUGACUUUAUCAGGGAUGGCAAGGAUCUCGCAGCAUCUAUCCACACGUUCUCACUUGCUUGCUGCUCGUCCGGCUCUUCCUGACUUGCACCGAAAAUAUCACGGAGCUCCCAUCGGCCAACACCAAACGACGGAAUUCUUGAAGAGAUUGGUGGACGCUAAGGAAAGCAAGGAAUUGUCCUUUGGUGAGAUUGCAAAAAGGAUCGGAAGGGGCGCUGGCUUACAAAUUCCACCAACUGAUCCGUUGAUGUAUCGAUUAUACGAAUUCCUUAUCGUCUACGGGUUUCCAUUGAAAUCCAUUAUCCACGAGAAGUUUGGCGACGGUAUAAUGUCUGCGAUUGAUUUUACAUGUGAAGUUAAGAAAGUGGAGCAAGACAAAGCCGAGAGUAUGAACUCCUAA
Molecule: messenger RNA, 423 nt
Organism: Puccinia graminis f. sp. tritici CRL 75-36-700-3
Lineage: Eukaryota; Fungi; Basidiomycota; Pucciniomycetes; Pucciniales; Pucciniaceae
Product: cyanate lyase
Exons: 6
Coding region: 1-423 (140 amino acids)
Molecular function (GO): cyanate hydratase activity
Source: RefSeq, a predicted model, not a curated record